This is a messenger RNA of Wyeomyia smithii (pitcher-plant mosquito), 474 nucleotides long. RefSeq lists its product as uncharacterized. NCBI's taxonomy places the organism in Eukaryota, Metazoa, Arthropoda, Insecta, Diptera, Culicidae. The transcript has a single exon. The record is from RefSeq and is a predicted model, not a curated record. Bases 1 to 474 code for a protein of 157 amino acids.
AUGGAGAACUACGAACGGCUGGGUCAUAUGAGUAAGAUCGAGUUAGACGGAAAUGAGGACCCAGAGUCUGCAUUUUACUUGCCGCACCACGGCGUGUUGAAGCCUACGAAUACGACAACCAAGUUAAGAGUUGUUUUUGAUGGUUCUGCCAAAAGUUCUACUGGUGUAUCCAUCAAUGAUGUUCUCGAAAUUGGACCGGUCGUUCAGCGUGAUUUAGCUUCUAUUUUGACGAACUUCCGAGGAUUCCGUUAUGUCUUUACAGUUGACAUCCCGAUGAUGUUUCGACAAAUCGGUGUGUUGAGCCCCGAUAGCAGAUACCAGCGUAUACUGUUUAGAAAGGGCCAAGAUGAAUUACUGACAACGUGGAAGCUAAAAACUGUCACCUACGGCUUGGCCCCAUCCCCAUUCCAAGCUACGAUGGUGCUGAAUCAGCUUGCAGAAGACUACCAAAAUGAACUUCCAGAAGCUGCGUAA